CCUCUCACCUCCAGCUGAUGAUGAAACACCGACAGAAGGAAUCUCUGGUUACCCAGUGACACAUCUCACAUCAGCUGCGGGUGACAGCUCUGAUCAUCUCUGCUACUACAGAACUUGAUACUGAUGACAUAACGGCCAGUGUUUGUGUGUGUGUGCCUCCCACUUCCUGUGGUCAUGAACCAAGUAAACCAUCGCAGCCUGCGGUGUUCAUAUUUCUUUCAGCCACAUACACAGACACAGACACAGACACACACAAUAUUUGGUUACGCAACACAGUUUCAUACAUUACGGUGACCUAUGCCAAGGCACUCAACUUUCCUCCCACUGUGUUGAUUCAUUGAUUUUUAGUGGUGAAUUAACCUGGCAGCGGCAGGUUGGGCCUAUCCCAGCUAGUCAGGACCAGUCCCUCACAGGACGCGUGUAAGCAGUCAACCACUCACACACGCAGUCUUGGACAGAUUAGAGUUAUCACUGACCUACUGUGUGUUUUCUGGCUAUGCAGGAGGAAACUAGAGUGCCUAGGGGUAACUAAGGCAGGAACAGAGGAUCAAGUGUGAGGGACGUUUGGAGACACCAGUGAGAAGAUUUCACUGUUUUGGAGUCGAUUUGCUGAGGAUGUGUUCGAACCGCCGUUGGAUGGCGCAUGCGCAGAUGACGCUCGCACUGGCGCUGCUGUAUGCGGCGUGUGCACGCGGGAGCGAGGCGCGUGUCCGUCUGAACUCCAUCCGGACGGUGGUCCUGCGAGAGGGUCACGUGCUUCCGGUGAACAGGAGCUCGUGGGAGCCCAGUGUGGAUUUGACGCUGUAUCAGUGCAUGAGCGACCUGGAGUGCAGCGAGGGGAGCUACUGCCACGCCCCCACCAGAGGCCCCGCCCACUCCCGCUGCCAAACCUGCCGCCGGAGGAAGAGGCGUUGUCAUAGAGACGGCAUGUGUUGCCCCGGCAACCGUUGCAGCAACAACAUCUGUGUCCCCCAGUUCAGCGGUUUUGUCUCCCAGCGGAUUCCUGACACGGAAGAGGUGGAGCCUUCGCUGGCCAAGAAGAGAGGAUGGAGAAAGAGAGGGCGGGUGGAAGUCAAGGGACCGCCUGGUAAAGGUCAGGUGGGCGACCCCUGCGUUCGCUCCUCCGACUGCUCCGAGUCUCUGUGCUGCGCUCGCCACUUCUGGACUCGGAUCUGCAAGCCGGUGCUGCAGGAGGGACAGGUUUGCUCCAGACAGCGGCGGAAGGGAAACCACGGCCUGGAGCUGUUCCAGCGAUGCCCCUGUGGGGAAGGACUGGGCUGCCGCACUCUGCCGGAGCCUUCGUCACCCCCCUCCUCAGCCUCGUCGUCGCUUCUGACGGCCGCAAAGUCAAAGUUUGCCCCCCACAUGUCCCGGCACCAUUCCCCUCACACGUCGCUGCUGUCCACCAAGUCCUCCUCGUCGGUGGCGAAAGCAAGACUCCACGUGUGCCAGAAACACUGAGGACACAGUGACGGAGAGAGAACUUGAAAGAGACCAGGGGAAGGAGCGGCCCUCCUCCUACUGUCUCCAUGCUAAUGUGCUUCCUGUCGGACUGCAUUCACUCACAAACUCAGUGGGAUGUGAAACUCUUUGUGGCUCAGAUCUGGUUUCCACCUAGGUGUCUAGACACAGCGAAACCAAUCUGGUUUGACGCCAUCUCCGCCAACAGGAAACACUUUCAUAUUCAGUAUCUGUGUGGCCCGAUGCGGACCAGAGGAUACAGAGCAAAUACAUGCUGUGACCAGUGAUUCCAUAGCUGCCACGCUUAGCCACACAAAUAUGGAUAAUUUAUUUUACUAUUGUUGUCAGCAGAGACUCUAUUAGAAAAGUGCUGAAUAUUAUUUCUUACAACUGCAAUGUAGCUUUUCAAACUGAACUUUCAAAACUGAAGUGAAGUUACUUGGUCAAACAUAGCCAAACAUGGUCACGAUUCAAAUCAAGAAACUAAACUUCACCUUUAAACAUGUUUUGUUUUGUUCAAAUGAUUUUUUUGUUUGUUUGUUUUUUUGUAACGAGAUGAACUUCCUUCUUUGUGAGCUUUGCUCAUACACAGAGCUCUCGACUGCCACUACUGCUCAAUAUAUGCUCUAGUGUAUCUUGAGUAGAUUUUUUUCCACCCGCUCUUUUUUUGGGAGGGUUUCUCAGACUCAAGACAAAUUGAGGUCCGUUGUGGAAUCA
Messenger RNA from Synchiropus splendidus (mandarinfish), 2178 nucleotides. RefSeq names its product dickkopf-related protein 2-like. The transcript is spliced from 6 exons. The record is from RefSeq and is a predicted model, not a curated record. The coding region runs from base 616 to 1461 and encodes 281 amino acids. Gene Ontology annotation, biological process: negative regulation of canonical Wnt signaling pathway; multicellular organism development. Gene Ontology annotation, molecular function: co-receptor binding; receptor antagonist activity. Lineage: Eukaryota; Metazoa; Chordata; Actinopteri; Syngnathiformes; Callionymidae. Gene Ontology annotation, cellular component: extracellular region.